UUUGUUAUCUAUUUCCUGAAACAUUAUAAAGCACGAAUCCUAAUAUUUUAUUAGGUUACGCAUACUUUCCAUUUUGUUUGUUCCUUGAAAAAUAGAUCCGGAAAGGAGAAUAAAUAUGAUCUGGACUAUAACUAGAUCAUUGUGAACAUUCACAAAAGAACGAACUUCACAUGCUUCACAACAGGAAGUAUGAAAAAUGACACAUUUCUUUAUUCUUUUUAAGAACACUUUGUCUAGGUAUCAAGCUUCAUUUGAAUCAUGAAGUGCCUUAAGCUAACCAUUUUAGUAGCUUGGCUCGUGUUACAUGCAACAGCCCAAGGUAUUGUUAACCAAAGACAUGACUGGGGAGAGCAUGGUGGUGCUCCGGGAGCUAGUUCACCACCGGCAUUUGGAAGACCAAACGGCAAAGGAGAGCCUCCUGACUACAGUCAACCUGGAGGCCCAGGAGCGAUUGGAGGAUUUGGAUCACAUGUGAUUAGUACUGUAUCAAAUGAUGAUCCUAAAAGUUUAAGAGGUUUCAGCGGAUCAAAAGAGCCAGAUGAUUCUGGAAAACCGGUAUCGGUAAUUGCUUCUGGGUCCCCAGAGUAUAUUUUAGUACCUGGUGGACCUCAUGGCUUAGGCAGUUCUAAUAGCUUUGGUGGACCAUCAGCAGCGAUUGUUUCUGCUCCCCCUGGUAGUUUUCUUGGACCUAGUGGAGUUUCUAAUGGUUUUGGGGGACCGGCAUCAUCGAUUGCUUCUGGCUAUGAUGGGGGUUUUGUAUGGUCUAGUGGACCUCCAAGUCAAAGUGGUGACUUUGGUGGAUCAGUACCAGUGAUCGCUCCUGGGUACCCAGGGGCUUAUGCGAGAUCUGGCGGACCUUAUAGUCAAGGCGGAUUCGCUGGGUAUCAGGGUAAUGGCGGUAUACCUGCUACCAAUGGGCAUAGAGAGCAAGUAAUGAUGAUGAUUCCGUUAUAUGAGGAAUGCAAACAGUUUACCACGUCCGUAGCAUGCACAUGCAAAGAAAUGUGGGCAAAUCGAGAAAUUGGACCAAGUCAGUGUCAAGGAAAUUUUGGUGAAUGCGUAAAACAAGACAUGGAAAAAGUUCGUUGUCGAGUAAUAGUGGCACCUAGUAAUCAAUGCAUAGAAAAAGUGACCCAAUAUAUGCAAGGUGCCUCUUGUACGGAAAAUGAAGGAAAUGGUGGAACUGGAGGUGAAAAUGGCGGCUCUGGAGGAAAAAAUGGAGGUUCUGGAGGAGAAAAUGGUGGUUCUGGAGGAGGAAAUGGAGGUUCUGGAGGAGGAAAUGGAGGUUCUGAAGGAGGAAAUGGAGGUUCUGGAGGAGGAAAUGGUGGUUCUGGAGCAGGAAAUGGAGGUUCUGGAGGAGGGAAUGGUGGUUCUGGAGGAGGAAAUGGAGGUUCUGGAGGAGGAAAUGGAGGUUCUGGAGAAGGGAAUGGUGGUUCUGGAGCAGGAAAUGGAGGUUCUGGAGGAGGGAAUUGGGGCUGUGGAGGAGAAAAUGGGUGCACUGGAGAGGGAAAUGGGGGUUCUGGAGUUCGUAAUGAACCAUAAAAAAGUUAUAUCUACAAAACCUUUAGCUACGAUCAGCCUUUUGUUACCAUUCCAUAGAGGGCGUAUAAUUUAUACCUCAAGCACAUUGGAUAAUAACAUGGUAUACUGCAAUUUAUGAUAUGAUAUAAUGAGAUUAAAUAUUUUUUUCUAAUAUAACACUACAAUCUUUUAUAUAGUAGUGUCUUGGUGGAAUGUAUUUUGUUUCAUUAAAAAAUUUAUUUUAUUACUUCA
Messenger RNA from Parasteatoda tepidariorum (common house spider), 1773 nucleotides. RefSeq lists its product as uncharacterized. NCBI's taxonomy places the organism in Eukaryota, Metazoa, Arthropoda, Arachnida, Araneae, Theridiidae. The record is from RefSeq and is a predicted model, not a curated record.